AUGGUUGAGCCGGACUUAAGUUUCAUAAAAUCGGACAUAGAUCUCUCUGAGGUGGCUCCUCUGAAUCGACGCAGAGUUGUCGCGUUUGUAAAUUGCUAUCUACUGAAAAUGACCGAUUUUCUCAACGAUUUUGCCAUUAGAGCCGAGCGACUCAUUUUGGAAACUGAGCGACAACUACGCGCAGUGGACACAAAACUGCAGUUACUUGAAGCAAAGGUUUGGCAUCUAGCAGCAAUACCUGACCCAGCAUCGAAGUCUAUCAAACAACAAGUGGAGGAAAGAAAAGCCGAAUUUGUUAACAGUGUAUCUACCACUCAAGCGGAUGUAAAAGAACCAGGUCCACUUUUGAAUUCUGCUGUGGAGGUUGCUGACCCCGCGGCGGAAAUGGUGCAGUCGUCUGCACCAGUAAAUACGGAAGCAACUCCAAUGAAGCAGGACCUGCUAAUAGUUAAGGAUGACCCUGCUUUCGCAAAAUACUUUAAGAUGCUUAAACUGGGAGUUGUGGAACCUGCAGUGAAACUAAAAAUGCGGUCAGAAGGUGUUGAUCCAAAUCUGCUCGAUAACCCAAAUGCUCCAUCACCUAAUGCAACAAGUACAAUAAUUCCGACAGAUGGUAUAUUAUCUCAACCUGACGACAGCGACUCGUCGUCAAUUCCAUCAUUCAGCGACUCCGAUUGA
Molecule: messenger RNA, 678 nt
Organism: Necator americanus (New World hookworm)
Lineage: Eukaryota; Metazoa; Nematoda; Chromadorea; Rhabditida; Ancylostomatidae
Exons: 7
Coding region: 1-678 (225 amino acids)
Biological process (GO): exocytosis; actin filament polymerization
Cellular component (GO): WASH complex
Source: RefSeq, a predicted model, not a curated record